Molecule: messenger RNA, 2021 nt
Organism: Boleophthalmus pectinirostris (great blue-spotted mudskipper)
Lineage: Eukaryota; Metazoa; Chordata; Actinopteri; Gobiiformes; Gobiidae
Product: tubulin alpha-8 chain-like
Exons: 9
Coding region: 265-1749 (494 amino acids)
Biological process (GO): microtubule cytoskeleton organization; mitotic cell cycle
Cellular component (GO): cytoplasm; microtubule
Molecular function (GO): structural constituent of cytoskeleton; GTP binding
Source: RefSeq, a predicted model, not a curated record
UUGCUUCCGGGUUUGCUGGGCGGAAAGAUUACGUCCCUAGUCAGGCGGACACGCCCACACAAGUGUAAACUUUUCCCUCAUUACACCUGAAUUUUCUAAGAUUUCUAAUAUUUGUGUCAAAAAGUAAAACUUUAACAAUUUUCAACAAGUGAAGUCAAGAAAUGGGUGAUUUUGACAAAGUGUUUCAAAGAAGACGUCUGUGGAUACAUUAAACAUGCCUGAGCCUGGAGCAUCGCACAGCAGCCAACCAACAGAGGGCGCCAGAUGUCAGGUGAAGAGUCAUGUCCUACAGUGAGCCCGAGGACAUGCUCUGGACAGGGAGGGGAGAGCACAGCUCUAUCUAUGCACCCUAACUCACUGCGUGGGACCUCAUUGGCAAAUGAUCCUUGUAUGAGAGAGUGCAUCUCCAUCCACGUGGGCCAGGCUGGCGUGCAGACGGGCAAUGCCUGCUGGGAGCUCUUCUGUCUAGAGCACGGGGUGGGGCCUGAUGGGGUGUUUCUGGAGGGUCCCACGGAGCCAAACUCACGAGAAGACCCCUUCAACACCUUCUUCAACACGGGCAGCUCCGGCAGACAUGUCCCCCGGGCUCUGUAUGUGGAUCUAGAGCCCACUGUGGUUGAUGAGGUUCGUGUGGGUCGGUACAGAGGGCUCUUCCACCCGGAGCAGCUCAUCUCGGGGAAGGAAGAUGCAGCCAACAACUAUGCCCGCGGUCACUACACAGUGGGGAAGGACAUCAUCGAUGACGUCAUGGAGAGGAUCCGCAAAAUGACAGAUCAAUGCACUGGGCUGCAGGGUUUCCUGGUCUUCCACAGUUUCGGAGGAGGCACUGGCUCUGGAUUCACCUCUCUGCUGAUGGAACGCCUCUCUCUGGAUUUUGGCAAAAAAUCCAAACUCGAAUUCUCUGUUUACCCUGCCCCUCAGGUCUCUACCGCUGUGGUCGAACCUUACAAUGCCAUCCUGACCACCCACACCACUCUGGAGCACUCUGAUUGUGCAUUUAUGGUUGAUAAUGAAGCUAUCUACGACAUAUGCCAGCGUAAUUUGGAUAUCGAAAGCCCUGGGUAUAUAAAUCUUAAUAGACUUAUCGCUCAAAUUGUCUCCUCCAUCACUGCUUCUCUUCGCUUUGACGGAGCGCUAAACGUUGAUCUGACCGAGUUUCAAACCAACUUGGUGCCAUAUCCCCGGAUCCAUUUCCCGCUGGUGACAUAUGCUCCAAUCAUUUCAGCGGAGAAGGCAUACCACGAGCAGCUAACAGUUUUGGAGAUCACUAGUGCAUGUUUUGAACCGUUGAAUCAGAUGGUGAAGUGUGACCCUCGCCGUGGGAAGUACAUGGCGUGCUGCCUCCUGUAUCGUGGCGACGUUGUGCCCAAAGAUGUGAACGCUGCCAUUGCCAACAUCAAAACCAGACGCUCAGUUCAGUUUGUGGACUGGUGCCCCACUGGGUUCAAGGUUGGCAUUAACUACCAGGCCCCCACUGCUGUCCCCGGUGGAGACUUGGCUAAAGUGCAGCGGGCAGUGUGCAUGCUCAGUAACACCACCGCCAUCGCCGAGGCCUGGGCACGGCUGGACCAUAAGUUUGACCUGAUGUACGCCAAGAGGGCCUUCGUGCACUGGUACGUGGGUGAGGGCAUGGAGGAGGGGGAGUUUGCUGAAGCCAGAGAAGACCUGGCCUGUCUGGAGAAGGACUACGAGGAAAUGGGCAAAAACAGCUCUGAUUCUGAAAAUGAAGAGGAUGAUCAAGAAUAUUGAAUGUUUAGAAGUGACAUGUGUGGAGAAUGGGCUGUACAAUAUAUUGCAAAAGUAUUGAUAUUGCAACUGGUUUUUGUUUUGUUUUGUUUUGUGUUUAUGGUGAUCCAUGUAAUUUUUCUUGUAAGAACUCAGAUACCUGCUUGCCUCCAUAGCCACGUUAAUGCUUUGCCUGGAAUGUUACAGUAUGGUGGUGUUUUUCGAACUGUGGUACAUGGGCCGUCUUUGGUGGUAUACAGGUCCUCUACAGUUUGAUUUUUUAUUAUUAUUAUUUU